UCCCUGUGUGUCUGUCUGACUCCCAGUCUGUCUGUCUGACUCCCCGUCUGUCUGUCUGACUCCCAGUCUGUCUGUCUGACUCCCAGUCUGUCUGUCUGACUCCCAGUCUGUCUGUGUGUCUGUCUGACUCCCCGUCUGUCUGUCUGACUCCCAGUCUGUCUGUCUGACUCCCGGGUUGUCAAUAGAUAAAGGUAUUGUGUGAACAAGGUUAACAACUCUCUGUCCUCUUCUCAAAUCCAACCUAAUCAUUCAUGUCCUAUUUGUCAAAGUCAUUUAAAAGCACAUUUCAGUGAUACUGGCAUGUAUCCCAAAUGGCACCGAUUCCUACAUAGUGCACUAGUUUGGACCAGAGCCCUAUAUAGGAGGCUAUCUAGGACAGAAACAAAUUCAUUCCAGCUGAGCUCACCAUGACAACGCUGUAAUGUUAAUCUUUUUGAACCCUGCCCCAAUGCCGAUCUAACCAUUCAUGACGUCUCACUCGCUGGUUGGCUGUACGCGACGCAGAACCCCGGAAGACUUUACUUCGCCCAAUUUGUACAAGGGUCGCCACUAGUUACCACAGACACAAAGUCACAAAAAAACGCCGCCUAUUUCUCUUAAUUAAAUAUUUUAUUUUAAACCUUAACCACACUGCUAACCUUAUACCUAACCCUAAAUUAAGAGCAAACAUCUCAUUUUUGUAUGAAUUUAUACAAUAGAGCCAAUUUUACUUUGUGACUGUGGCAUCUAGUGGAAACUCAGCAUAAAAUGCAACAUUACUGACCUCUCAUUUGUAACUAAAGGGUUCUUCAGUACAGCAACUAUCGACAAGAGACCCCUUCCACAACCCCAAGAUCUUCAAAGCAACAAUAUUUCAGUGAUAAAAUUUACAUCGCAUCAGUAACAAGGAAGACAUCUGAUUAUACCCAUAACGGAAGUGAAUUUUUUGCGAAUUGAAUUUUAUCCGUGAGAUCGGGUAGUUGUCUCCGCAGUGAUGUUUCAGAUCAACAGAAUUUGCUGUAUAGGAGCAGGCUAUGUGGGAGGACCAACCUGCAGUGUCAUCGCCCACAUGUGUCCAGAGAUCCAAGUGACCGUGGUCGACGUCAACGAAUCACGGAUCAACGCCUGGAACUCUGACACACUGCCCAUAUACGAGCCAGGGUUGAAGGAGGUAGUGGAGUCAUGCCGAGGGAAGAAUCUCUUCUUCUCUACAGAUAUAGAUUCUGCCAUCAGAGAUGCUGACCUCGUCUUCAUAUCAGUGAACACCCCCACAAAGACCUAUGGGAUGGGGAAGGGGCGUGCAGCCGACCUAAAGUACAUUGAGGCCUGUGCUCGCCGCAUCGUAGAGGUUUCCAACGGUUACAAGAUCGUCACGGAGAAGAGCACGGUUCCUGUCCGGGCGGCUGAGAGCAUCAGGCGAAUAUUUGACUCCAACACCAAACCCCACCUCCACCUGCAGGUGCUGUCCAACCCAGAGUUCCUGGCUGAGGGUACGGCGGUGCGUGACCUGAAGGUGCCAGACCGCGUUCUGAUUGGUGGAGACGAGACGGCUGAGGGUCAGAGGGCGAUCAGGGCUCUGUGUGACGUGUACGAACGCUGGGUCCCCAAGGCCCGCAUCAUCACCACCAACACCUGGUCCUCAGAACUCCAAACUCCAAACUGGGAUUAACUGGCUGCCAAUGCGUUUCUAGCCCAGCGGAUCAGCAGUAUCAACAGUAUCAGUGCUCUGUGUGAGUCAACGGGGGCUGACGUAGAGGAGGUGGCUCUAGCCAUCGGCAUGGACCAGAGGAUAGGCAGCAAGUUCCUGAAGGCCAGCGUGGGGUUUGGUGGUAGUUGUUUCCAGAAGGAUGUAUUAAACCUGGUUUAUCUUCCUCCUCCUCCUCUCCCUCCUCCUCCCUCUCUCCAGGUGAUUGAUAUGAACGAGUACCAACGGAGGAGGUUUGCAUGUCGUAUCAUUGACUGUCUGUUUAACACAGUGACAGGGAAGAAGAUCGCUCUGCUGGGAUUCUCCUUUAAGAAAGACACUGGAGACACCAGGGAGUCUUCUAGUAUCUAUAUAUCUAAGUACCUGAUGGACGAGGGAGCCAAGCUCCACAUCUACGACCCUAAAGUCCUGAAGGAGCAGAUCAUUCUGGACCUCUCUCAACCACACAUCUCUGAAGACCCUCACAGAGUGUCUGAGCUGGUCACAGUGUCAGUGGAUCCCUACCAGGCCUGUCAGGGGGCUCACGCUCUGGUCGUCUGCACCGAGUGGGACAUGUUCAAGGAGCUGGACUAUGAGAUGAUCUAUGACCACAUGUUGAAGCCAGCGUUUCUGUUUGACGGCCGACGCCUGUUGGACCAGCUCCACCCCCGCCUGCAGAACAUUGGCUUCCAGAUCGAAACCAUCGGUAAGAAGCUGACGACAUCUCGUAUCCCCUACACACCCACGGCCGGAGUCCCUCGUACCAGCAUCACCCCUGAACCCCCGACCAAGAAGCCCAAAGUCUGACACACACCCCCCUCAGCAUCACCCCCCCCCUCCUUAUCUACCAUUCUUCCUCUACGAGGACAAUCAUUGAUACUCAAUACGUUUUGAUGCUGCCGGUUUUAUUUCCUGUUAUAACUGACCAAUCACAUUAAUACUGCCUCUCAUUUCCUGUUAUAACUAGCCAAUCACAUUAAUACUGUAUAUCAUUUCCUGUUAUAACUGGCCAAUCACGUUAAUACUGUAUAUCAUUUCCUGUUAUAACUGACCAAUCACAUUUAAUUAAUGGUCUCUCAUUUCCUGUUAUAACUGGCCAAUCACAUUAAUACUGUCUCAUUUCCUGUUAUAACGAGCCAAUCACGUUAAUACUGUCUCAUUUCCUGUUUGUAACUGGCCAAUCACUGGUUCCGAUUUUAUACAGACAGAAAUAGCGUGAGUCUUAAAUAAUGUCCCCUUUCAUGGUGCUCUCCUGGUCCAACGUACGGCACUAUAGAGGUGUCAUUUCCGAUUGAACAGAUCCUUUAAUAUCCUGCCUUUUUAUAUAGACGGGUGAUGUCAUCAACCUGCGACCUAAAUAAAACCAGAUGUCAACUGUC
Oncorhynchus masou masou (cherry salmon) is the source of this 3042-nucleotide messenger RNA. RefSeq names its product UDP-glucose 6-dehydrogenase (gene ugdh). The transcript has 12 exons. Gene Ontology annotation, biological process: glycosaminoglycan biosynthetic process. Gene Ontology annotation, molecular function: NAD binding; UDP-glucose 6-dehydrogenase activity. The record is from RefSeq and is a predicted model, not a curated record. Gene Ontology annotation, cellular component: nucleus. NCBI's taxonomy places the organism in Eukaryota, Metazoa, Chordata, Actinopteri, Salmoniformes, Salmonidae.